AUGCUGGAACGAGCUGUAGGAUGUCUCGAGUUUGCCGGCCAAGGCGUGCUGCACAAAUACGGAGGCGUUCUUCGCAGCCAAAGAACUCUCGACCCUACUUUCUGGCAGUACCAAUUCUCUGAUGCCGACUCGAGCCUUUGGCAAACUGGAUAUCAUCAUGAGCCCAAUUCCGGUCGACCGACCCCUAUCUCCACUCAAUCUUCGACCGACGUAUUCCUCGACUUCCUCUACCCUCAGAAAUGUCUUAUUAGCGCCGCCGUAUGGGCUUCGAAGACGAAAGGGGGAAACGCCAAUAUUCAUAAAAGACGCCGGGCUUCCAAAUUCAUGAGGAGUUACUCUCAAGCGUCUCGCUCUCGCAGCCGGCCUGCAGUCCAUGUACCGUCCCAAACCAGCAUCCCACGACUUUCGAGACGAACACAUGCCUCCGCAGCUCCAUAUAAUUCACCUGAUACUGAAGACAUUAAUGCCAGCUUGGUUUCACGGACCAAGUUACAUCGAGAUUACGACCGGGCAUGGAUUUUAUGGGAACAAGGCGAUAUGGAUCCGAAGUCAAGAUUUCGUCUCAUGGUCUGGUAUUCUAUGUCGGACAGGGCCUUCGAUAUCGAGCGAGCCAUCAGCCUGCUUGAAGGAAUUGAUCCUGAUAAACGCGUCGCGAAGGACUAUGAAAUUAUGAUCCGGCCUUUACUUAAAGCAGGUCAUCUUUCUGCCGUUGAACGUUUAUGUGAAGACGCUGUCGUAAAGGGCCUUGAAUUAGAUGUGUGGUCUCUGGCCACUAAGAUCGCUAUUCAAUCCUCAAAAUGGCCAGAGUUGUCAUACAUUUGGAACAGAAAGCAUGAGGAUCUAAUUAACGUAUUGUCGUCUAUCUUAGCUUCGGUCAAGGGGCUGCCUCAUCAUCUCGACUCUUUCCUUGAAUAUCUCGAGAAUAGUUCGGCAACCUCUACUGAUGUACAACUCGCUUCAGAUGCGCUCGAUUUUGUGUUCAAGUCCGAUGAAAAUAUGCGUGAUAUGAUUGCUGAGACUGCACUGUCUCUGACUCGGAGAUCGGCCAUUUUGGGUUUCCUUCAACAAAGUCACUACGACGCCGCCUUUCAGACUUUGCUCAGGAUUGGAACGCGUACGAGCAGAGUACUAACGAUGGUUCUUUAUCGGAAUUUUCGGUGGCAUUUGAGUACAGCCAGGCCAUCCAAAAAGCUCCUUCAACAACUGCUGGAAAUGUUGGCCGAUAUGAGGACCCAUUAUGGUGUUCAGUUUCUCCUUGAUGAGUUUGCACAUUUUUUCAAACAGCCGUCGAUAGGAGCAUGCAAUGCCGCGCUCCUCGCCUUCUCUCGAUCAGGUGACGUCUCAAAAACACAAGAAACAUUCAACAAGAUAGUAGAGCUAUAUGGGACCUCCACAAAAAACCCCAAAGUUAACCACAAAACGCCGAGGACUCCGAGAUGGGUUGCACACCUUAUCUAUGCUCAUGCAAUGAUGGCUGAUUAUGAAUCAGCGGAACGCGAGUUCAAUAGAAUCGCACGCAUUUACAAAGUAGACCAAAGUCGAUAUUGCUGGAAUGCUCUCAUUUUAGCUCACGUCAACGCUCGCAAUACAUCUGGGGCUUUUGAAGUGUGGCGUCGGAUGCACCGUGGGGGCUUUAAACCAGACUGGUACACAUAUGGUACUUUGAUGGGCCUGUGUGCCAGAUUGGGUGAUGUGGAAAAUACCAUUGCGCUAUAUCAGAUGGCGGAGAAAAAAGAAGGCAAAAUGCAUGCACCUUUGAUGGAUGCGGUAGUCGAAGUUUAUUGCCGAAAUCAGCGUUUUCAGGAAGCCGAAGAGUUGGCAGAAAGGUGUCUCGCUACAUCUCUGUCUGGUUCGCGCACUCGAAUGUGGAAUGUCCUGCUUUGGUCGCACGCCUUUCGAGCAGAUAUCGACUCGGUCUCUCGACUUCAAACUCGUAUGAAAGAAACAGGGAUAGAGUUUGAUGAGAUGACAUAUGCUGCUAUAAUGCUCUGUUUUGUCAUGAUCGGACAACCCCAUUCAGCUCGGCGCCUUCUUCGAGGCCUACAGCGAGGCCGAAAAAUUCAGGCCACUGAAUUCCAUUAUACCUUAGUACUUUAUGGCUACGUUCGACAAGACGACCGGGAUAUGAUUUAUCUCAUCAAGAAGGAAAUAGAGCAGAGAUUCAAAAACCCCGGCCUGAGCGCUCGCGCUCUUAUAUUGAGGUCCACUCUUCAGAGGGACGCUUUCGUGCUCUCAUCUACGGGAGACGGUCAAGAAUCUGAGUAUCGUCUAGCAAUGUCCGAGGAUCUUCUGUUCAAUGCAUUGAUUAAUUUCGAUCGGCGACAAUUCGGCAACAAGUACCCUCGCCCUGGAACUGGCAGCUUACCCGUGCACGAGGCGUUCCCUUCGGUGCUCUAUGAACCAAUAUUACAAGCUUAUAGUGCGGAAGGAAUGCAUGAUCGGACAGAAGAGUUGGUUAGAGAGUAUUCAAAGACUGUUGAAACCGCCCUAGCUUCAGACGAGCGCACUUUCAUUCCCUCUUUACGCUUCCUGGCCGUGUUGAUGGAAGUGUAUUCACAGGCUGGAAAAUUGGAGACAGUCCAGAAGUGUUGGGAACUGGCAUUGAAAAGAGCAGGGAAAAUGUUGAAAAGAGAGAGUGUUGUAGCAGACAUCAAUGCGGGCAAUCUGCCAAUACCCAAGGGCAACGUCUCUCUACCUAAGAGUCCAUCUCAGUUAGCUUCAAACAGCAAACCCCAAUCAGCUUCUUAUGAUGGGAAGGAGUUUUCGGAUCAGCCAACAAGCAGUUCAGAAGCCCCAGCGUCCAAGUUUGCCAGCAAGCGUGACAAAGAUCCCGUAUAUCCAGCAGAGGAAGAUAUUAUCCCAUCGCAACGUUUCAUAUUGUCGCGACACUUCUCCAUUUAUAUGGCAAUGGUCGGAAGAGCCGGUCAGAGUUCAAAAUUAUACGAAAUUGUUGAGGAUUUCCAGAAGCGCGGAUUUUCCAUGUCAUCUGAGAACUGGAUUGCUUACGUGAAGACACUUGCUACAGCAAACACAGCAUCUGAGCAGCUUGAGGCUUUUUCUACUUUUGAGCGCAUCUUCAUGCCUUCUUUUCCGGGCUGGCGACUGCUAGCACGUGGAUCUCAUUUGAGACCUCCAGGUGUUCCCAACACGAUUGAUCUGUUGGACAGAUUCCCAAAAGGCAAAUUCCCAGAAUUGAUGGGCAAGAAAGGGCGUCGAUUAUGGGGAAAGUUAAAUCCAACAUGGAUGCGACCCACGUACAGUGUCAUGAUUUAUCUCGCAGCAACGUUGAAAGACUUCAAUGAGAGAAGUCUUACUGAGGGAAGAGAGCAACACGAUACUCUUGCAUCAGUAGCGCCACGGACGCUGGAAGCCAUUGCAGCGAUGCCAUACCUACGCGAAAAGUAUCAAGGUGUUCUCCUCAGAAAUCGAGUCGAUCAGGGUGAUCCUAUGCCUCAGCCACGUGUAAGAUAUGCGUGGAGUGGUGGAAUUUUGGGCGUUGGUGGCAAGUCAAGGCCUCGCGAACCCCUUGAAGAGGCUGAGGCACUGUUCGAACAAUCUGAGCCUAAAUCUGAUCCGAGUGAGCUUGAAUCCGAGAUCCUCGUUGAUGAUAGCAGCGAACCCGAGGAGCACAUGGAAACGACUGACCCCAUAAUUGCGCCGGAGGACGAGCAUGAUAUCGAAACGGAAAUCCUUAUCGCAUCUAGACGCCGUGAACUGGGCAUCGAUCCUCUUCGAGAGGAGGAACGUUUAGAUAGAGACCGCAAGUGA
This is a messenger RNA of Talaromyces amestolkiae, 3768 nucleotides long. RefSeq lists its product as uncharacterized. The coding region runs from base 1 to 3768 and encodes 1255 amino acids. The transcript has a single exon. NCBI's taxonomy places the organism in Eukaryota, Fungi, Ascomycota, Eurotiomycetes, Eurotiales, Trichocomaceae. Gene Ontology annotation, molecular function: protein binding. The record is from RefSeq and is a predicted model, not a curated record.